GUUUUAAGUAAAAAUAUGGGUCGAAUAAAAGGUAAUGGUCUAGUAAAGUUGCGAUACCUGUGUGCGAUGAAUACCAGUCGUGCGUAGGAUUUUGUGCAUACCACUAGAGAGGCUGUUUAUACAAAAUAGUAAUAGUACAAUUACUACGUUGAGGUUUGAACAUAUCUAGUGAAAUACAAAUAGUCACACCCUGCCGAGCGAUACAAGGAUGCUUUUAGUCGAAUUUCCGCUCGGAUGCGGCAUCGGUUUGAGGCAGUAAUUUUAUCUCUUUAAUGAAAUAGACUAUAUACAGAGAUGUUUUAUACCACAGGCAUUCACUAUGUCAUAUGGUUUCGAUAACUGUAUUUUACUUGACGGCAGUGAUAUAGAAACUAUUAUGGGAACCGCUAUCGAUCAAGCUCUAAGAGAUAAAGCGACCACGACUUGUGUGUUCAAGUUAGCUUAAAUGAUUCGUGUGUAUUGGAUUUAUGUUUUUGAAUUGUUGAAAACAAUAUGUCAUCGUUAGUUGAUGUUGUGUCAAAUAUUAUUAAAUUACACGUCAAUGGAUAUUUAAUAAAACGGCGUAUUACAUGUGCAUGUUUUAACUGAACUAGCGUGUUCACAUACUCAAAUGGGAGAAUUGGGAAAACAGUGUAGGAACCAGUUUCGUUUGGAAUGUUUCCUACUGUCUCACAGAAAUCCACGGAGAUUUGUCCAAUAUCAGUGCGGUAACCAGCCCCUGUACCUGGUAUGGCGGGUAUUCUGGGCCCUCUACCACACCGCCUGGAUCAUCGUGACCGGGGUGCGGGCCGACCAGUGGGCGGGACCGGACCGCAGUCAGUACACCAAGUGGUUCAUCUUCCUCACAGACUGGGCGUACCUCUGUCUCACCAUCGCAACUAUCGCGGACGCCAUGGUAACAACGUACAUACAUUUCAAGCGGAUGGACAUCAGAAAAGGCGCGGCGGCCUCGUUGCCAUGGUACCUGCGGGCAGACUGGUGCCUCACCACCACCGCCCAUGUGGUCAGUGUUGUCACUUCCGCUGCAUACUGGGGCCUCGUGUACAGCGGUGAUGAAGUGACAGCCGUGGACAUAGAGACGCACGUAAUAAACAGCGUGUACGUAAUACUAAAUGUAUGUGUCACCGGCAUGCCAAUUAGGAUUCUUCACUUCUGGUUCCCGACCUUAUUCGGAUUAACCUAUUCAUUAUUUUCAUUGUUUUACCACCUCGCCGGGGGAACAAAUCACAACGAGAACCCGUAUAUUUAUCCUGCACUUGAUUGGCGGAAACCGGGGACGGCCAUUUUGUACUGUGCAAUCGUUACGUUUGUUGUCACUCCGAUUUUACAUGGUAUAUUAUUUGGAAUCCAUUGUUUGAAAGUGUUAAUAUCUAGACAGUUCAUAUGCUGCAUUGCCGGACCUGAAUUGGAAGAUAUAAAGAUGGACCAGAUCUCUUAACGUACUGAACUUAGCAUUUUCAUUGAUGUAAGCUCGUUAUGGACUUGUUUCUUUACAUGGAUUUCUACAACAUUAGAUGGUUUGUCUAUUUCAUGAUAUAAUUUAGUCUUUCGUGUAAAAUACAUCUUUGUCUGUAAGCUGUGCCACUAACACCGGAGCAAUGAAGCAUUUUAAAACAAGUUCACGAAUCUAUGCUGGUGUGUUUGAUCAAAUGCAUUAUUGCUGUGUUGUUGUAAUUGAUAUAAUUACCAUAAUCAACAGAUAUCAAACAAAUAAAGUAAACACUAUUCA
Messenger RNA from Dreissena polymorpha, 1729 nucleotides. RefSeq names its product protein rolling stone-like. Bases 611 to 1438 code for a protein of 275 amino acids. The record is from RefSeq and is a predicted model, not a curated record. NCBI's taxonomy places the organism in Eukaryota, Metazoa, Mollusca, Bivalvia, Myida, Dreissenidae. Gene Ontology annotation, cellular component: membrane. The transcript has 5 exons.